Molecule: messenger RNA, 855 nt
Organism: Peronospora matthiolae
Lineage: Eukaryota; Oomycota; Peronosporomycetes; Peronosporales; Peronosporaceae
Source: the annotation of a GenBank genome assembly
AUGGAGGGAAUGCUCAACUACUUUGUGCCGGAGGACGGAGACUCCUCCGAUCACCUGAAUGUAGUGCCACUUCCACGCGUGGACCAGCUGCGGCUGCAGCAUGUGAAGAGCAGCUUCCCGCUGCCGGGUGACUUCCACUUUCGCUUUAAAACUGCGUUCGAGGGAACAUAUGUGUGGCUGGACCUGGUGAACGAUAUGGACACUGUGCCGGAUUUCAACGGAAUUGUCAUUUGCAAGAUAUCACGCGUCGAGAGAGAGAGCACUGCUCGUGUCUUGGAGCAGAAAGAUGUUGUCGAGGCUCAAGUGGAGGCGUCCGAUCUCAUCGAGACGUUGGAAGUCCCACUGUCACCCACCAAGCGAGAAGAGCCUCAAAGUGCACAGAAGACGUUCAACAACGACCUGGUCGGGCUGAUGUCGGACCCUGUGCCUACAUCAGCAUCACAGACUGCUGCGGCCCAGUCUCCGGUUCUGUCGGCCAGUGUCGCUCCGCCCCAGGCUGUGCGCGACCCCUUUGAUGUCUUUGCAGGCCACAAUACGGCUCCUAUGCAACCUACACCUAUCUCGGCCACGAUGGCGAGUAACGGACCCCGGGGUUUAUCACCAACUACGACGGGAACCCAUGGCGGAGCGUACGGGGCUCAAGGAGGAUUUACUGCUAUCAAUUCUGGAGCUCCGUCUUUGAUGACCCCUCAAGGUCCAAGCAGCUUAAACAUUAGUCAGAUGCACAUGGGCAUGGGCCAGCCACAGGGAGGGAUGCAGCAGAAUAGUUUCCAAGGUCUGCAAUGGCAAGGUAUGGGACAGCAGCAGCAGCAUCAGCCACAGCGACAACGGAACCCCAACUCCAGACAGUGGUAA